AUGGCAUGGAAAAUAAUUGAGGAGUAUUUGAUUCCAUUUGUCGAGAAACAUCAGUAUCAGAUUCCAAAAAGUUGUAAGCUGCACCCAGACAAUGAUCUGUUUAGAGAUCAUGAGCAGCACAAGAUCCGUAUUGAUGUAGAUGAAUGGAAAUGUGGAUACUGCAGAAAGAGUUUUUAUGAGGAAAAAUAUAUUGAUAAUCAUUUUGAACUCAGGCAUAACAAUUUGCUGAAUGUGACUCAUGGCAAGUGCUUGGCAGACGUAUGUGGAGCCUUGCAUUGUGACCUCCAUAUUGGCAUGCCACAGAAGACCAAGUGCAAUCCUGCUGCUUCUGCAAGGAAUAAACAUUUGUGUGAGAGCCUUGCUGAUAGUUGUUUUCCAGUCAGCAAAGGCCCUACAGCAAGUCGGGUUCAUGAAUUCUUCUUACGCCAAUUCUGUGACGCCCACACUUGCACUGGAACAUCGAAACCUUUCUCUCGUGGUCGCAAGAAAAGAAUGAACAUACUUUAUGUCGUCGUCUCCGUUUUGACGAUGCUGCUCCUUCUGUUUUUCUAUACCUUCAUUUACUUGUACCAGAGAGGGAUGAAAACCGGAACACAAAAUCUGAGACGUGUUUCGCAAAGUGGAAGGAAGAAGAAACCCUCAUAGUUGGUACUCUACUGCAUUGCCGCAAGGAUAGAAGGAUUAUUUGUAUUCUUGCUUCAGUUCUACACUAGAGAACUGAGACAAGAGAGAAGAUUGUUUCGUACCAAUAAAAGAUCGAAUUGGUACUAUUCUUCUUCUUCCAUUUUCGUUGUAACAUAAACCUUUGAAAUGAGUUGAAUAGUAGUGAACAAAGAGAGAGAAUCAUAACAUAGUUUUGUUUACAGCACAAUCCUCUUAGAUUGAUUGAACAUUUUGAUGAAAAUUCUUUAAAACCAACUUUAUAUUCACGCUGUUA
Humulus lupulus (European hop) is the source of this 937-nucleotide messenger RNA. RefSeq lists its product as uncharacterized. Bases 1 to 645 code for a protein of 214 amino acids. NCBI's taxonomy places the organism in Eukaryota, Viridiplantae, Streptophyta, Magnoliopsida, Rosales, Cannabaceae. The transcript is spliced from 8 exons. The record is from RefSeq and is a predicted model, not a curated record.